Messenger RNA from Arabidopsis lyrata subsp. lyrata, 1098 nucleotides. RefSeq names its product tetraspanin-14. Bases 1 to 1074 code for a protein of 357 amino acids. Lineage: Eukaryota; Viridiplantae; Streptophyta; Magnoliopsida; Brassicales; Brassicaceae. The transcript has 5 exons. Gene Ontology annotation, biological process: auxin-activated signaling pathway. The record is from RefSeq and is a predicted model, not a curated record. Gene Ontology annotation, cellular component: plasmodesma; plasma membrane.
AUGGACGUGGAGUUCUUGUGCUAUAAAGUCAUGGAGAAACAGUUUUAUCCUGGGACUCUAAUUGUCAUCAAACCGACACACUACGGGGCGAUUUUUGAGUUAAGGAGAGAGAUCAUCAACGUUCUCGACUCUGUUUACCACCGUGAAUCUUCGUUCUUCAAUCAUCCUUUCGAUUGUGCCCUUAUUGAAAUAUUAAGGUAUUACAUAGUCUUCAUCGUAAUAGGUGGUACCGCUGUCCGUUUGGUUGGGAGUUCCUUAUCCCCUACGGAGUGGCUCGUUGUAAAGCUCUUCUUUUCUUUUGUUUGUCAAAGCCAAAAGUCAUGGAAUCUAGUCGCCGGAAUCUUCUUUCCGAUCAUCACUUUCAUUCUCUCAGCUCCUCUCGUCGGCCACGCCUUGUAUCUCUUCUGCAUGCGUAACGACCACGUUUUCUACCGAAGCAGCUUCCAAAGUAUGUCACGUGUACAGACACUCGUCAGCGUCUCUCUCCUCGCCUUGUUCCUCCUUAGCAACAUCGCUAUGUUUCUCCGACCACGACGGCUUAGCUACUUUCUAGUUAUUGUCUUCUUCGUCGGCUUUGCUUACGCCGGUGUGUACAAGAUGGAAAGCCGGCGGUUUCCUCCGACUCCAAUAUGGUUCAAGGGAGAAUAUAGGAAUGGACAACGUAGGUCAGAAGAAUAUCAAGUGGUUAAGAUUGAACAAAGUCAAGGACGCUUGCAAAGAGUUCACUUGCGGUUUGUCGACAGCUAUGACUUGCCACCGUAUGAUAGAAGAUUGUUACCAUCCGUUAAGACUGGAUGCUGCAGUCGGCCAGGGAGUUGCAAGCUAGAGACGGUCAACGCAUCAUUGUGGGUUACAAGAAAUCGUCAAAGACCACCGUUAGAAACGGCAAUGAUCUACGGUCGUUACAGUGGCAAUGCAGACAUAAGGGAUUAUUACGACAUGUGGAGACACGAGUUGAGUGUGUUGUACUAUGAUUGCAUGACUUGUCAGGUCAGGAUCAUUAAGUCUCCACGGCUGCGCAAAUGGUGGCACUUCGGUGUUUUCUUGUCAUCCCUCACUUCUUUGUUUAGAUAGAUCACAAAAACAUAUUUCUCAUAA